AUGCCAGCGGACCGAGGCCGCGCUUCCCGAGCAUGCGCCUCUUGCAGAAAGCAAAAGACACGAUGCUAUGAACCUGGAACCCCCGGAAGACCAUGCCUUCGAUGCGAGCGAUUGCGCCAGCCUUGCUCCCUUGUGGAGAUCGAGUCCCCCGCAGAAGAGGUUGGUGCUGUCUCCGCACCUGGGACGGAUGCGCGACUGGAACGCCUGGAGCAAACUGUGGCUAUUCUCCUCGAUCGGCUAGGAGAGAACCCUGACAGGAUCCCUGACCGGCAAUUGCACAAGUCUGCUGCGGCUUUCACGACCCCGGAGUCGGGCGAUGUGGCGUACAAAGACACCACGGAGUCGGCCGACGCCCCGGUGAUCAUGAUCCGCGAUUUGGCUACGGAGACCGCGGUGCGCCCAACGGCCAAUACAAAAUCGGUUGAUGCAGUAUUGGAUGAUCUGAUCUCGCCCGAUCUUGCCUUGACUCUUAUCUCGAUCUUUCUGGAGUAUUAUGGCCGAUGGAUUCUCUACGAGCCGCAAGAUGACCCAAAUGUCAUUCUCAAGCGAGUGAGCAAGUCGUCUCUCCUCUUCUGCGCUUGCUGCUUGAUCGCCGUGCGACAUACCUCUGAGGACCUGGCCGCCAGUUUGGCGCCCAAACUCUAUGAAUGCGCCCGGUCUCUGGUGUCGACCAACAUUCUCGUGUCGCCACAACCCAUUGAAUUCUUUCAGGGCACUCUUAUCCUGUGCAUGUGGUCCACAACCGUGGGACAGGUGCCGUUGAGCAUUGAUAGCUGGCUGCUCAGCGGAUUUGCUUUGCAGCACUGCCAAUCUAGUCCCCUGUUCACCGUGGCCACCACCCAGUCCAAACCUCCUGCCAGGCUGGACGACGCCACCACGGACCGUUGUUAUUUGUGGAACCACCUGUGCCUUGCUCAUCUGCACUACUGCGUCGGGACGAGCCGCAGAUCUACUCUGCAGGCCUGGCAGAUUGAGAGGUGCCAAAAUAUCAUCGAUUUGGAUCAUGCCCUUAAUUUUGAAGUGCGCAUGGUUGCUGAGAUUCAUCUUUACUGGACUGUUUAUGAAAAUCUGAUCGGGGAAUCUGUUGAUCUCCUCAAGUCCGUUGCGGCGCUGCAGGCCUGGAAACGAAAGUGGGAAUUCUUGCUCGAACAACCUCGAUCGCAAUUCCUCAUGAUGGGAUUCCAUUUCUCCAACCUGCUUCUAUACGAACACGCAUUGAAAUCCAAAUCAGCUCAAGCGCGCGACUCAAUCGUUUCCGAAAUGAUCCGCCAUUCCACUACUAUCAUUCAACUUGCCAUGGACACAGUCGAUGAUCAGACUCGCCAUCUCAGUGACCACAUCUACCACAUGAUUACCUUUGCAGCUAUUGUGAUUUGCCGCUUACUCAAUGUCUAUGAAGGCCAAUUGACAUUUACACACAAUAUCGCAGAGCUGGACUCUCUGAUCCACAGUCUUGUGGAGUGGCUUCCCUGCAUCGGGUUACCUUGCCAUGCUGCGCAUACCCUUGGCAAUAUCAUCGCCAAGGUGCAUCAGAAACUGCGUCCUCGAGUCGAGAAAACGCCGCUCACUGCGCUUGCGGAUGAGUUUCCCGAUGAAAACUUCAACAAUUACUAUUUCCCUGAAUUUCUGGGACUGGGGACCACGGUGGAUGGCGGAUGGGACCUCCUGUCGAACUUGACAUUUUUCCCACAGAGCCCCCCAAAUAUGACGCCUGGUUGA
Penicillium riverlandense is the source of this 1719-nucleotide messenger RNA. RefSeq names its product Zn(II)2Cys6 transcription factor. Bases 1 to 1719 code for a protein of 572 amino acids. The record is from RefSeq and is a predicted model, not a curated record. Lineage: Eukaryota; Fungi; Ascomycota; Eurotiomycetes; Eurotiales; Aspergillaceae. The transcript has 4 exons. Gene Ontology annotation, biological process: regulation of DNA-templated transcription. Gene Ontology annotation, molecular function: zinc ion binding; DNA-binding transcription factor activity, RNA polymerase II-specific; transcription cis-regulatory region binding. Gene Ontology annotation, cellular component: nucleus.